This is a messenger RNA of Talaromyces marneffei, 840 nucleotides long. RefSeq lists its product as uncharacterized. Bases 1 to 840 code for a protein of 279 amino acids. Lineage: Eukaryota; Fungi; Ascomycota; Eurotiomycetes; Eurotiales; Trichocomaceae. Gene Ontology annotation, cellular component: SAGA complex; transcription factor TFIID complex. The transcript has a single exon. The record is from RefSeq and is a predicted model, not a curated record. Gene Ontology annotation, molecular function: transcription coactivator activity; RNA polymerase II general transcription initiation factor activity; protein heterodimerization activity. Gene Ontology annotation, biological process: RNA polymerase II preinitiation complex assembly; DNA-templated transcription initiation.
AUGUCAUCCCCUAGACCAGCUCAAGCAGCUGGAUCAACUCAACCUCUAACCCCCCCCGACGACCCAUCCUCAACCACCAACCCAACCACUUCAUCACAAAACGCCGCACCCGAGUCCAGCAUCCCAUCUGUCCCCUCAACUUCUCUGAAUGACAAUGGGAAAUAUCGACGACCACGCGAUGCGCGCCUCAUACACAUGCUUCUCGCCUCUCUCGGCGUAACCGCAUACCAAGAACGAGUCCCCUUACAACUCCUCGACUUCGCAUACCGCUACACAUCAUCUACGCUCCAAGACGCCGUCCAUCUCGCCAUGGAAGGGUACGCAGGCGUCCCCACGGGCCCCGGCGAAACGAGCGUAUCAACCGGCAGUGGACGAGGGGUCGUUGAGUUGAAUACGAUCACACUCCAAGCGUUACGACUGAGCAUUGCGUCUCGAUUACAUUACCAGUUUCAGCCUGGUCUCCCAAAGGAGUUUUUGAUAGAUGUUGCCACUGAACGGAACAGAAUCGCGCUCCCCGGUGUUGCGCGCGGCGGAGAGACGGCUGCAAAAAGUUCAUUUUCGAAUGUGUCCAUGGGUGGAAUGAGGCUUCCGCCUGAGCGGUUUUGCCAAACGGGCACAGGGUGGAAUUUGAAGGAGGAAUGGGAGAGUGAAGGGGAAGAAGAUGUGGAGGAAUUGGAGCUAACGGCGGUGGUACCGGGAGCCAUGCAGAAUGAGAAGGAUGCUGAGGCGGAUGAAGAUGGUAUGGAAGAUGAUGACGAAGAUGGGAAGAUGGAGGAUAUUUUUGGGGAGGAUGUUAAUAUGAAAGAGGGCGAUGAAGAUGAGAAUAUGGAGGAUGCUUAG